UCUUGUAUCUUUUUUUUUCUCAUGUCUAUUCAUCGUGAAGUACGAGAAGAAUACAAAAUCGAGGAAUCAAUGGAAAAUUCAUCUUCUUAGAUUGAUUGGUGGAGGAAUGUGAUACGAUACUGGUUUCUGAAGAAGCAACUAUGGAGAUACAAUCAUACCAGAAUCAGGCUGAGCUGCUGCUAAAGGAAUAUUUACUGGCAGAUUCUUUCAUCCCAUACACAUCAGUUAUUUGUGGCAUUUGUGCUUGCAAGAUGGUCUAUGAUCUUACGCAGUUGUUUAGCAGUGUUUACUUUAAGAGCUAUCUUAUGUUAUCAAAAGUCCAACACAAUGAGUGGAACAACCGAUCCAUAUCAACUGUACAUGCCAUUUUCAUAACAAUCAUGUCCUUAUACUUCGUGUUUUGGUCAAAUCUCUUUUCUGAUCACCGAUACGCUGGCUUGAUUAUGUUUCGCAGUUCUGGACUGUCUACAUUUUCAUUGGGGGUAUCUGUUGGUUACUUUCUUGCGGACAUUGGGAUGAUCAUUUGGUUUUACCCAUCUUUAGGUAGAAUGGAGUAUGUCAUUCAUCAUUUUCUCUCCAUAGCUGCUGUGGCAUAUUCUGUGUUGACAGGGGAGGGUCAGCUAUAUACAUUCAUGGUACUCAUUUCUGAGACUACGACUCCUGGGAUCAACUUGAGAUGGUAUCUUGACACGGCUGGAAUGAAGAGAUCCAGAGCUUACUUAAUCAACGGAGUUGUAAUAUUUGUAACAUGGCUGGUUGCUAGAGUACUCCUGUUUAUGUACCUAUUUUAUCACGUUUACUUGCACUAUGAUCAGGUUAAGCAGCUGCACAGCUAUGGGCUACUGUUGAUAUUGGUUGUCCCUUUUGUCCUAUCUAUUAUGAACUUAAUGUGGUUUGGAAAGAUUAUCAGGGGAUUAAGGAAAACAUUAGCAAAGAGGCAAUGAAGGGCGAGCAUCAUGGAUGAAGUUACGUUGCCAAAAAGAACUCCCUCCUAUCAAGAUCGAUUUGCUGUACUAGGUACUCUCUUCGAUCACUUUGUUAAUCUGUAAAAUGGUAUUAAAGGGUUUAGGUGAAAACCGUAGAGCCGUUAUGGUUUCUAAUUCAAAUGAGCUUGAAAUGCUGAAGCAUGGUUGAGUGAAUCUGUACAUGAUUAGGAUUCGAAAUCUGGAUAGAAAUGGUGAAAGUGUUUUGUUUU
Hibiscus syriacus is the source of this 1195-nucleotide messenger RNA. Its product is annotated as TLC domain-containing protein 4-like. The record is from RefSeq and is a predicted model, not a curated record. Lineage: Eukaryota; Viridiplantae; Streptophyta; Magnoliopsida; Malvales; Malvaceae. Bases 141 to 944 code for a protein of 267 amino acids. The transcript has 8 exons. Gene Ontology annotation, biological process: lipid homeostasis. Gene Ontology annotation, cellular component: membrane; endoplasmic reticulum.